AUGAGGGUGUUUUGUUGGACGAGAGAGUUUCACAUCAACAGGGAGUCGUCGCUGGUAUCGGUUUGGGUCUCACUGCCGGCGCUUCCUAUUCACUUCUAUGAUAAACAUUCGCUGUUCUUCAUUUUGUCUCCCGUUGGUGCGCCACUCUUCUUGGACUCAGCAACUAUGUCUGGGGCUCGUCCAACCAUAGCUAGAGCUUGUGUCGAAAUCGAUUUAUUGAAGCCAGUCUGCACGCGGGUAUGGGUGGCUGUCGAAGGAGAGAUGGGGUUUUGGCAAUCGAUUUUGGUGGAGCACCUACCUUCGUACUGCUCUUCAUGCUGGCGUCUCGGCCACUCUAAUGCUGAGUGCAAGAAAGAUCGCACGACAGUGUUGCACCAAUCGCAACCUGCGCGCAACCUGGGAGGGAAUGUCACCUUGCAAUUCUGCAGCAAGGAGGGCGUCAAGGCGCCUGGUCCUGGGAUCGAAGCUGUUGUGUGUGGGGCACGAAAGGUUGCAGUGCGUGACCCAGAUUGCGUUGCUGGCCGAGGGAACGCUCCUUUGACUGCGGGUGAGCCUAUCCUCAAGCUGGGAGUGGAGGAGCUCACGGACGAGGAGAAGGAGGGGCUGGUCGACGGUAUAGCUGGAGGGGCAAACGCAGGACUGGUAGUGCUUGGUUCCGGUGGGGGCAGUGAGGUUGUUGAGGUUGAGGGAGGGGAGGCGAUGUGUGCGAUCAUGAUGGGAGUGGAGGAGGUAGUGGACGAGAGGAGGGCUGGGCUGGUCAAGGGUGCGGCUAGAGGAGCAGCUGUGGGUCUGGUGGUGCUUGGCACGGGUGGGUUCACUGUGGCUGAGGGGGAGGAGGUGGCGUAUGUGGCCACAGCAACUUUGCCGAGCGAGUGUGAGGGUGGGGGAGACUUGGAGUGUGAGUUGGAUAGUCCAGUGGCAGCUAUGCCUGAGGAGGAGCUGCCAUAUUCAUCAUCCAUCGUUGCCGGGUUCUUUGGUGUUUUUCUGGGUCCAUGCGAGAUGCUCUGUGGAGGCUCGCAAGGACCUAUGGAAGGAUCUCUUGCUUGA
Molecule: messenger RNA, 1047 nt
Organism: Coffea eugenioides
Lineage: Eukaryota; Viridiplantae; Streptophyta; Magnoliopsida; Gentianales; Rubiaceae
Exons: 2
Coding region: 1-1047 (348 amino acids)
Source: RefSeq, a predicted model, not a curated record